Molecule: messenger RNA, 1197 nt
Organism: Diaporthe citri
Lineage: Eukaryota; Fungi; Ascomycota; Sordariomycetes; Diaporthales; Diaporthaceae
Exons: 1
Coding region: 1-1197 (398 amino acids)
Molecular function (GO): FAD binding
Source: RefSeq, a predicted model, not a curated record
AUGACACAACCAGCCCCCGUCGAGCCUCCCGUUCUGAUAAUCGGCGCCGGCGUCGCCGGGCUCACGCUCGCACAAGGACUGCGCCUUCGUUCCGUCCCCUUCCGCAUCUUCGAGCGCCAUGCACGAUCGCACAUCAAGCAGGGCCACCGCUUCCGCAUCUCGAAAGACGGCCAGGCCGCCCUCAACAGCGUCCUGUCACCGCAGCUCCAGGACCUGCUCGGGCGCACCGCAGCUGGGAGAUACCGCUUCGCGCCACGGUACGUAGAUGCCCGGAACCUCGACUUUGCCACGCCUGAGCCGGUGGACCCCGCGGGCUCGAUGCCUGUGGACAGGACCUGGUUUCGCAUGCUCGCGUCUCUCGAGCUCCACGAUGCCAUUUGCUACGAGAAGGAGUUCUGCUCCUACGAGAUCGUGGAUGGGCUGGUUGAGGUCAAGUUCACUGAUGGCUCGGUUGUGCGUGGGCGGCUCCUUGUUGGCGCAGAUGGGAUCAAGAGCCGCGUGCGGAAACAGCUCCAGCCAGAUCGCAACCUGCUCGACCUGGAGCGCUGGGUCAUGUGGGGUCGAACGCCAAUGACGGAAGACUUGAAAAGGGCUCUUGGGUCGCCAGAUCUGUUGAGCUGGUGCAUGUGUCUGGAUCAUCAGUCUAAUGUGCAGAUAGUUGUCGAGCCGGUGACGUGGUCGAGGAGCGUGCGCGUCGAGUCGGGAGGCAAGCUGCCAGACUUUGCCGACUACGUGUACUGGGUUGUCUGCACUGCGUCGUCGCAAUACGCAGAGCGCUUGCCGAGGACGGUCGAGGAGAGGAAACUGUACCUGGCGCGGGUGUCAGAGACCUGGCAUCCUGCCCUGAAGCACCUGCUUGAUUCCGCUGCGCACGAACUAUCCGCCUGCGUUCCCAUCCUGUCGAGCAAGCCAGACAUCCAAAUGUGCCCUGCAGGUCAGACUGGCAGGGCCACGCUGAUCGGCGAUGCUGCACAUCCAAUGAGCCCCAUGGGUGGCUCCGGUGGGGAUACGGCCAUUCGAAAUGCUGCAGAUUUGGCACACACACUUGCUGAAGAGGGUGUCACCGAGAGCAGUAUCAUGGGUUUCGAGGAGAGGAUGGAAGCGAGGGCAAAGGAGAAGAUUGAGCAUUCGUUCAGAGGUGGGCACAAGUUCUGGCGCGGGAAGGAAUGUACCGAGUACAACGAAGUCGACUUUUGA